UUUUAUAAAAAUUGAACUUAGUGUAAGUACACUGCAAUGUAUGAAACCCUACAACGCAGCACAGGGUUUCAGGCUAAAUCGGCUGAUAACAACCUAUUUUAGGCACUUACUCUAAGCUAAUGGGGAACAAAACUUGAUGUACAACAAGAGUAGUCGAUCCUGACCCUGAAGACAACCCUAAAAUACGAAAAAGCAUAGUAGAAAAGGACAAUAAUGAUGCCCUAGAGUGAAAAUAAAGAGCAAAGCUAUCAGAAAUCCUCCCAGUGUCUCUUCAACAAUAGCGAAAAAUAAGUCCCCUAAAGAUUAUAGCCCGCUUAGCCCAAAAGAAGCCACUGAUAAUACUAAAAAGACUGUGUUUGGAAGUGGUUACACCCCUAAAUCAUUACGUGUCAAAAACCGAUCCCCUGAGUGCGGGUGGGAGAUCAUAUCAAAAUAUACAAGAGAUGUUGGUCGAAAUUCCAUUCUGGAUAUAAACCAAGGGCCUUCCAAUACCACAAACACCCCAGAAAGACAGCUUGACUCACCAGAAUUAGAUGAAAGCAUAGACUUAAGGAAAAAUGGAAAGAAGAGAAGCGUACUAUCAAUCGGCUCUAUUUUCAACGAUAGCAAAUCAGUUCCGAAACCAAGGAAGAAGAACAAACAUUAUAAAUUUCUCAAAAAUUUGGAGGAGACAGAGUUUGCUGCAGACUCCUUCAUCUCUAGAUCUCGUACUGAUGAGCCGUUACAGAUGCCGGUACUAUCAUCUGUGCUGCUGACUCAGCAGUCAAAUCCUGUAGAUAUUCAGAAUUUACACAAGGAUAGCCAAAAUUCUUCAGGAGCUGGUUGCUCAGAAGACAGUUGUCACUUUGACAGUAGUAAAAAAUUAAUAAUAUUUCUCUAA
Messenger RNA from Moneuplotes crassus, 880 nucleotides. The record is from the annotation of a GenBank genome assembly. NCBI's taxonomy places the organism in Eukaryota, Ciliophora, Spirotrichea, Euplotida, Euplotidae.